Molecule: messenger RNA, 729 nt
Organism: Debaryomyces hansenii CBS767
Lineage: Eukaryota; Fungi; Ascomycota; Pichiomycetes; Serinales; Debaryomycetaceae
Gene: RSR1
Product: Ras family GTPase
Exons: 2
Coding region: 1-729 (242 amino acids)
Biological process (GO): signal transduction
Cellular component (GO): plasma membrane
Molecular function (GO): GTPase activity; GTP binding; GDP binding
Source: RefSeq, a predicted model, not a curated record
AUGAGAGAUUAUAAAGUAGUAGUUUUAGGUGCUGGCGGGGUUGGUAAAUCGUCAGUUACUGUUCAAUUUGUUCAGGGUGUGUACGUCGAAAGUUACGACCCAACUAUCGAAGACUCAUACAGAAAGCAAAUCGAAAUAGAUGGUAGAGCUUGUGAUUUGGAAAUUUUGGAUACGGCAGGGGUAGCCCAAUUCACAGCCAUGAGAGAAUUGUACAUUAAAUCAGGUAAGGGAUUCUUGUUGGUGUAUUCUGUGACCGACGAAAACUCGUUGAAAGAAUUGUUGGCUUUGAGAGAACAGGUAUUGCGUAUCAAGGAUUCUGAUAACGUGCCAAUGGUCUUAAUUGGUAACAAAUGUGAUUUAAAUGACGAUAGAGAAUUAAGUAUCGACGAUGGUAUAAAAGUGUCACAGGAUUGGGGUCUUGUGCCAUUUUAUGAAACCAGUGCCAUGUAUAAGACAAACGUUGACGAGGCAUUCGUCGACGUUGUAAGACAAAUCAUGAGAAAAGACGCAGCUACCAGUGCAGAAAAGAAACAACAGAAGGAAUUACAAAAGCAAAACGAGGUGACGGCAGACGAAGCAGGUGACAACAACGCUGUCGUCGCUGCUGAUGCUACAAAUACUACUUCUAAGAAUAAAGAUCUGUCCAAAAAAGCCCGUUCUAAUCAAGCCAAAAAAGACGCUUCCAAUCCAGAUUCCAAGAACAAGUCCAAAUGCUGUGUUAUAAUGUGA